Molecule: messenger RNA, 4700 nt
Organism: Ostrinia nubilalis (European corn borer)
Lineage: Eukaryota; Metazoa; Arthropoda; Insecta; Lepidoptera; Crambidae
Gene: Moe
Product: moesin/ezrin/radixin homolog 1-like
Exons: 8
Coding region: 75-2576 (833 amino acids)
Biological process (GO): regulation of cell shape; regulation of organelle assembly; positive regulation of protein localization to early endosome
Cellular component (GO): cytoskeleton; microvillus; plasma membrane
Molecular function (GO): actin binding; cell adhesion molecule binding
Source: RefSeq, a predicted model, not a curated record
CCCGCCCUGCACGGGCCCGGCUUCCUCGCCAACGACCGCCUGCUGCCGCAGCGCGUCACCGACCAGCACAAGGUAUGACGUCACACCACGCGACCACAACCCCGCCCUGCACGGGCCCGGCUUCCUCGCCAACGACCGCCUGCUGCCGCAGCGCGUCACCGACCAGCACAAGGUAUGACGUCACACCACGCGACCACAACCCCGCCCUGCACGGGCCCGGCUUCCUCGCCAACGACCGCCUGCUGCCGCAGCGCGUCACCGACCAGCACAAGAUGUCCCGCGAGGAGUGGGAGCAGAGUAUCACGAACUGGUGGCAGGAGCACCGCGGCAUGCUUCGCGAGGACGCCAUGAUGGAGUACCUCAAGAUCGCGCAGGACCUGGAAAUGUACGGCGUCAACUACUUCGAGAUCCGCAACAAGAAGAACACGGAACUCUGGCUGGGCGUCGACGCGCUUGGACUCAACAUCUACGAGAAGGACGACAAACUAACGCCAAAGAUCGGCUUCCCGUGGUCGGAGAUCCGCAACAUAUCGUUCAACGACCGCAAGUUCAUCAUCAAGCCGAUCGACAAGAAGGCGCCGGACUUCGUGUUCUUCGCGCCUCGCGUGCGCGUCAACAAACGCAUCCUGGCGCUGUGCAUGGGCAACCACGAGCUGUAUAUGCGGCGCCGCAAGCCAGACACCAUUGACGUGCAGCAGAUGAAGGCGCAGGCGCGCGAGGAGAAGCUGGCCAAGCAGGCUCAGAGGGAGAAAUUGCAGCUGGAGAUCGCGGCGCGCGAGCGUGCUGAGAAAAAGCAGCAGGAGUAUGAGGACCGCUUGCGUCACAUGCAAGAAGAGAUGGAGCGCUCGCAGGCGAACCUGCUCGAAGCUCAGGACAUGAUCCGGCGGCUGGAGGAGCAGCUGAAGCAGCUGCAGGCCGCCAAGGACGAGCUGGAGCGCCGUCAGGGCGAGCUGCACGCCAUGAUGCAGCGCCUCGAGGAGACCAAGAACAUGGAAGCAGUGGAGCGCGCGAAGCUAGAAGAGGAAAUCCGCGCCAAACAGGAGGAAGUGGCUCGCAUCCAGACCGAGGUGGAGGCCAAGGACUCCGAGACGCGCCGUCUGCAGGAGGAGGUCGAGGAGGCGCGCCGCAAGCAGGACGAGGCGGCGGCCAUGUUAGCAGCGGCCACGACGCCGACGCACCACCACGUGGCGGAGCAACGCGGCGGCGAGGAGGGCUCCGCGGCCGAGGACGGCGGCUCCGACGCCGGCUCCGAGUCCGGCGGCGGCGACCUCGUACGAGGGCCAGACAACCUCGUCGACCCCGUCGCCGACCGCCGCACGCUCGCCGAGCGCUCCGAGCGCCUGCACAGCCAGCUCAAUGUGAGUACAGCGAGCACUACCGGCGACCUCGUACGAGGACCAGACAACCUCGUCGACCCCGUCGCCGACCGCCGCACGCUCGCCGAGCGCUCCGAGCGGCUGCACAGCCAGCUCAAUGUGAGUACAGCGAGCACUACCGGCGACCUCGUACGAGGACCAGACAACCUCGUCGACCCCGUCGCCGACCGCCGCACGCUCGCCGAGCGCUCCGAGCGGCUGCACAGCCAGCUCAAUGUGAGUACAGCGAGCACUACCGGCGACCUCGUACGAGGACCAGACAACCUCGUCGACCCCGUCGCCGACCGCCGCACGCUCGCCGAGCGCUCCGAGCGGCUGCACAGCCAGCUCAAUGUGAGUACAGCGAGCACUACCGGCGACCUCGUACGAGGACCAGACAACCUCGUCGACCCCGUCGCCGACCGCCGCACGCUCGCCGAGCGCUCCGAGCGGCUGCACAGCCAGCUCAAUGUGAGUACAGCGAGCACUACCGGCGACCUCGUACGAGGACCAGACAACCUCGUCGACCCCGUCGCCGACCGCCGCACGCUCGCCGAGCGCUCCGAGCGGCUGCACAGCCAGCUCAAUGUGAGUACAGCGAGCACUACCGGCGACCUCGUACGAGGACCAGACAACCUCGUCGACCCCGUCGCCGACCGCCGCACGCUCGCCGAGCGCUCCGAGCGGCUGCACAGCCAGCUCAAUGUGAGUACAGCGAGCACUACCGGCGACCUCGUACGAGGACCAGACAACCUCGUCGACCCCGUCGCCGACCGCCGCACGCUCGCCGAGCGCUCCGAGCGGCUGCACAGCCAGCUCAAUGUGAGUACAGCGAGCACUACCGGCGACCUCGUACGAGGACCAGACAACCUCGUCGACCCCGUCGCCGACCGCCGCACGCUCGCCGAGCGCUCCGAGCGGCUGCACAGCCAGCUCAAUGUGAGUACAGCGAGCACUACCGGCGACCUCGUACGAGGACCAGACAACCUCGUCGACCCCGUCGCCGACCGCCGCACGCUCGCCGAGCGCUCCGAGCGCCUGCACAGCCAGCUCAACGCCCUGAAACAAGACUUAGCGCAGUCCCGCGACGAGACGAAAGAGACGGCGAUGGACAAAAUCCACCGCGAAAACGUGCGCCAAGGCCGCGACAAGUACAAGACGCUGCGUGAGAUCCGCAAGGGGAACACCAAGCGGCGCGUCGACCAAUUCGAGAACAUGUAGGGGCCCGACGCUCUGGGGCGGUGGCCGUUUGCUGUGUGCCUGGUGCUAUGCCCAACUACUGCUGAACGAUCGGACACUUGACACGGACUACUUUUGAUAAUUCUAUGUAGGAUUUUAUACGAUUAUGGACGAUAACGUCACUUUUAAGGCCUAGAACACACGGUGAAACGCAAUUGCAACGAAACUGCAACUUCUAGUUACUUUUGACUUUCUAGCGACCGUUGAGAGACCACACAUUGCAACACGUUUCAAAUUGGUCGCGUCAUGUGUCUCCCAACGGAAUCUAUGGCAGAAACUUAGAUGCAACUCAAAAGUAACUAGAAGUUGCAGUUUCGUUGCAAUUGCGUUUCACCGUGUGUUCUGGGCCUAACUGUCGCGUUUCGAAGUCAAUUCAUCAAAUUGAUUUCGGAUAUUUUGAGUAACGAAUAAUACUUUUAAAAACCUCACAUUGUUAAUUAAUACAUUAUGUGUCACCUGUCCUAUUGAAUUCGACUUCUAUUAAACCGGGAGUCGGAAGAUUCAACAAUAGUUUGGCGGUCCAAAUGUAGCGUGACUUAUCGUGCGCUUCCAAAGCACCACAUAUCGAGUCCUAUUGCACUAAACAUUAAUUGAUUUAUUUGACGUCACUGAAACUAUAAACGCAACUCGUACGGAGUCAAUUCAUUAUUAUGAAUAGUGUACUUGGCUUGUAAAUCUAGAUAGGUCUAUAUUUAAGUGCCAAAAGUAUAUUUUUACAAUCUCAAAGCAAACGACAGGAACUGUCACCGCUCCCGCUCGCCGCGAGCCGGCACUAGGAGUAGGCUAAGGAUACAAUUGUAGUCUUUACAGUUGAGGUUUAAAGGUUAUAAUUGUGUGGCGCGCGGCAACCCCGAACUUUAGCGUGGAUCCACCGCAUUCAAUCGAAAAAUAUCGACAUUGCAUUGGCAAUUACUAACCAAACUGCAUUUUAGUUGCAUUUAAAAUACCUCUUCAAGGGGAUUCCCCUUUCGACGAGGCGAAACUUAAUUGAUACAAAUCAAAACAUAGUAUUGUCCCGUCCCCUAGUGCUGUGGGUCCAGGCACGCCGCGCCGCAGUCGGGACUGCAAUGUAAAUAUUGAUUAUUACUUAAUAGUAAUUUUAUUUUAGACCAUAAUGUGCUAUAACCGAGUAAUGUAUACGUCGUCCCUCGAUAUUUCGUAUAUAUUUUACCGCCGCCCGCAAUCGAAUCGACGGGCGCGCAGAUUGUUUUUAUUAUUAUUGUAAUUUAUUUUUAAGCGAUUCGGAUUUUAUUCUAUAACCUAUUAUGUUGUAUUUGUAUCGGACGGAUGCGAGUCAUAAAUUAGAGAGCUGUGCGCUUCGAGUUGAUGGUAGAUUCGUUUUAUUAUAGUUGGCCUGUUGAUUUAUUUUAGUGGUCGUGUGGCCGAGGAUGACGGGAGCGCUGAGAGCGCUUCGGAAGCGCGGGUGAAAGGUGGGGGCGUCGCCCCUUAUUUAUUUUUAUAAUCAUUUAUAUUUUAGAUAUAGGAGUUGAAUUAGAGCUUCGAGUGUAAUUAUCGUUUCAGACAGAUUUGUUGUUCACCACUUGAUGUUCUGUAAAUGUGCGCUGAUAUUAUGUUAUGUAUGAUACGCGAGUAUAUAUGCAGUCGGCUCGGUCGCCCGGCCGCCGCGGGUUGGAUUCGCAAACGAUCGGCCUACGAUUCUGUCCCCACUUAACUCUUGAACAAAAUUUUAAAUAGUUACUGAGACUAUUCGAUUGUAUGCUUAAAGAAAGUGUAUGAUUUAAUUUUUAAGUGAAAUAAAAGGCAUUCCAUAAGUUACUGAGCGGUGGCGUUUACUUGAUUUCGAUGAAAAUUAAAAAUAGUUGCAAUAACUUGUUUGCGUUUUGUUUUGACAUAAACAUAAGUGCCAUCCGUCGCAUGUCCCCGUCUGAGUCCAGCGAGCCCCCGGGCCGUGACGUCACGCGCGCCCGUGACGUCAUGCGCGGGCCCGUGACGUCACGCACGCGCAGGGGCCCAGUAUUGUCCUGGACCUUACAACAGUAUUGACGUAUUUAUCUUGUCAUUAUUUUCUAAAAUAUACAAUACCAUGUUGCCUUUCAAAUUUUAGGAUGAAAUUUUUUUCCAAUAAAAUGUUUAAGUGAAUACAAA